Molecule: messenger RNA, 285 nt
Organism: Sugiyamaella lignohabitans
Lineage: Eukaryota; Fungi; Ascomycota; Dipodascomycetes; Dipodascales; Trichomonascaceae
Exons: 1
Coding region: 1-285 (94 amino acids)
Source: RefSeq, a predicted model, not a curated record
AUGGCAAGGUCCAUUUUGUCUUUCAUGGCGACAAUGACGGCAGUGACGUGCUCGGCGGCGUUGCCGACAAUAGGCAGGAGAAUCAAACCAAUGAAAGUCUUGGAAAUACCGGUCUUGGUGACAAUCGAGUCAAUAGAGUCCACGAGGUACUCAGCACAAAAUGCAACGGCAAUAGUCACCACAAACAGCAUGAAAACGGCCUCCACAGGCUCCAGAGUCGACUCGUGCUCGUCCUCGACAACCUCGGCACCAGUAGCAGCAGAAGGUGUCUCUUCAAAGAAUUGA